Symphalangus syndactylus (siamang) is the source of this 2116-nucleotide messenger RNA. It is a transcript of the gene KRT10, whose product is annotated as keratin 10. Gene Ontology annotation, biological process: epithelial cell differentiation; epidermis development; intermediate filament organization. Gene Ontology annotation, cellular component: keratin filament; cytoskeleton. NCBI's taxonomy places the organism in Eukaryota, Metazoa, Chordata, Mammalia, Primates, Hylobatidae. The record is from RefSeq and is a predicted model, not a curated record. Gene Ontology annotation, molecular function: structural constituent of skin epidermis.
AUGUCUGUUCGAUAUAGCUCAAGCAAGCACUACUCUUCCUCCCGCAGUGGAGGAGGAGGAGGAGGAGGAGGAGGAGGAGGAUCAUCCCUAAGAAUUUCGAGCAGCAAAGGCUCCCUUGGUGGAGGAUUUAGCUCAGGGGGGUUCAGUGGUGGCUCUUUCAGCCGUGGGAGCUCUGGUGGGGGCUGCUUUGGGGGCUCAUCAGGUGGCUACGGAGGAUUAGGUUUUGGUGGAGGUACCUUUGGUGGAAGCUAUGGAAGUAGCAGCUUUGGUGGGGGUUAUGGAGGCAGCUUUGGAGGGGGCAGUUUCGGAGGUGGCAGCUUCGGUGGGGGCGGCUUUGGUGGAGGCGGCUUUGGAGGAGGCUUUGGUGGUGGAUUUGGAGGAGAUGGUGGCCUUCUCUCUGGAAAUGAAAAAGUAACCAUGCAGAAUCUGAAUGACCGCCUGGCUUCCUACUUGGACAAAGUUCGGGCUCUGGAAGAAUCAAACUAUGAGCUGGAAGGCAAAAUCAAGGAGUGGUAUGAAAAGCAUGGCAACUCACACCAGGGGCAGCCUCGUGACUACAGCAAAUACUACAAAACCAUCGAUGACCUUAAAAAUCAGAUCCUCAACCUAACAACUGAUAAUGCCAAUAUCCUGCUUCAGAUCGACAAUGCCAGGCUGGCAGCUGAUGACUUCAGGCUGAAGUAUGAGAAUGAGGUAGCUCUGCGCCAGAGCGUGGAGGCUGACAUCAACGGCCUGCGUAGGGUGCUAGAUGAGCUCACCCUGACCAAGGCUGACCUGGAGAUGCAGAUUGAGAGCCUGACUGAAGAGCUGGCCUAUCUGAAGAAGAACCACGAGGAGGAAAUGAAAGACCUUCGAAAUGUGUCCACUGGUGAUGUGAAUGUGGAAAUGAAUGCUGCCCCAGGUGUUGAUCUGACUCAACUUCUGAAUAACAUGAGAAGCCAAUAUGAACAACUUGCUGAACAAAACCGCAAAGAUGCUGAAGCCUGGUUCAAUGAAAAGAGCAAGGAACUGACUACAGAAAUUGAUAGUAACAUUGAACAGAUGUCCAGCCAUAAAUCUGAGAUUACUGAAUUGAGACGUACUGUACAAGCUCUGGAGAUAGAACUACAGUCCCAACUGGCCCUGAAACAAUCCCUGGAAGCCUCCUUGGCAGAAACAGAAGGUCGCUACUGUGUGCAGCUCUCACAGAUUCAGGCCCAGAUCUCCGCUCUGGAAGAACAGUUGCAACAGAUUCGAGCUGAAACCGAGUGCCAGAAUACUGAAUACCAACAACUCCUGGAUAUUAAGAUCCGACUGGAGAACGAAAUUCAAACCUACCGCAGCCUGCUAGAAGGAGAGGGAAGUUCCGGAGGCGGCGGACGCGGCGGCGGAAGUUUCGGCGGCGGCUACGGCGGCGGAAGCUCCGGCGGCGGCUACAGCGGCGGUAGCUCCGGCGGCGGCUACGGCGGCGGAAGCUCCGGCGGCGGCUACGGCGGCGGUAGUUCCGGCGGCGGCUACGGAGGCGGAAGCUCCGGCGGCGGAAGCUCCGGCGGCGGUAGCUCCGGCGGCGGCUACGGGGGCGGAAGCUCCAGCGGUGGCCACGGCAGCAGUUCCGGAGGCGGCUACGGGGGCGGAAGUUCUGGCGGCGGCGGCGGAAGUUCCGGAGGCGGCGGCUACGGCGGCGGCAGCUCCAGCGGAGGCCACAAGUCCUCCUCUUCCGGGUCUGUGGGCGAGUCUUCAUCUAAGGGACCAAGGUCAGCAGAAACUAGCUGGGAUACUAACAAAACCAGAGUAAUCAAGACAAUUAUUGAAGAGGUGGCACCCGACGGUAGAGUCCUUUCAUCUACGGUUGAAUCAGAAACCAAGAAACACUAUUAAACUGCAUCAAGAGGAAAGAGUCUGCCUUCACACAGACCAUUAUUUACAGACGCAUGGAAAACAAAGUCUCCAAGAAAACACUUCUGUCUUGAUGGUCUAUGGAAAUAGACCUUAAAAAUAAGGUGUCUACAAGGUGUUUUGUGGUUUCUGUAUUUCUUCUUUUCACUUUACCAGAAAGUGUUCUUUAAUGUAAAGAAAAACAACUUUCUGUUCUCAUUUACUAAUGAAUUUCAAUAAACUUUCUUACUGAUGCAAACUA